CACACACACACACACACACACACAGCGAUCGUCUGCGCUCUCACACUCAUCCACAUCACCAUCAUCGGAUCUGAUCGCACUCGACUGUUUCUCACGGUGGAGAGGAUGCUGUCGCCACGGUGACCCCGUCCGCUCUGUGAUUGGCUCGUUCUGUGUGUGACAUCAUGGCGAAGAGUCCAGAGGUGAAGCUGGCCGUGUUUGGGAGAGCAGGAGUCGGAAAGUCAGCUCUGGUUGUUCGGUUCCUGACCAAACGCUUCAUCUGGGAGUACGACCCUACACUCGAGUCCACCUACCGCCAUCAGGCCAAUAUCGAUGAUGAGACCGUCAGCAUGGAGAUUCUGGACACCGCCGGACAGGAGGACGUGCUUCAGAAAGAGGGUCACAUGCGUUGGGGCGAUGGGUUCAUCCUGGUCUAUGACAUCACGGACCGCGGGAGCUUCGAGGACGUGGCUCCGCUGAAGGGCCUCCUGGACGAGGUCAAGCGGCCCAAACACGUGCCUCUGGUGCUGCUGGGAAACAAGGCGGAUCUGGAUCACGCCCGGCAGGUGGCCACAGAGGAGGGCGAGCGGCUGGCGGCGGACAUGGCCUGUGCCUUCUACGAGUGCUCGGCGUGCUCGGAUCAGGUGGGGACGGGUGGAGGUGUGGCGGAGGCGUUUCACGAGCUCUGCAGGGAGAUCCGCCGCAGACGCUCUGUUCAGGGCAAAACCCGGCGACGCAGCUCCACCACACACGUCAAACAGGCCAUCAACAAGAUGCUGACCAAGAUCAGCAGCUAGAGCAUCUCUGGAUAUAUAUAUAUAACCCUCAGAUCAUCUGAGAUCAGGAUGAGUUUGUGUCUUCAUCAGGUUUGGAGAAAUGUGGCAUUGCAUCAGUGUCUCAUCAAUGGAUG
Carassius gibelio (silver crucian carp) is the source of this 889-nucleotide messenger RNA. It is a transcript of the gene rerg, whose product is annotated as RAS-like, estrogen-regulated, growth inhibitor. Lineage: Eukaryota; Metazoa; Chordata; Actinopteri; Cypriniformes; Cyprinidae. The record is from RefSeq and is a predicted model, not a curated record. The coding region runs from base 165 to 776 and encodes 203 amino acids. The transcript is spliced from 5 exons. Gene Ontology annotation, molecular function: GTP binding; GTPase activity.